UAAAGAAACACUAGCAGAGACCAAUUGCUUGUUUCUAAUUCGGUAGGGCCUGUGAAUCACUCACUGAAUGAAAAAGUUCAACGUUUGACCAAAAAUCAGUUCAUCUUAGACGGUGGUGACGGUUGAUCGGAAUUUGAAAUCCCGAUCAGCACGCCUGCUUCCACCUUGUUUUGAAGCUGUAUUCUGGUUCCCUUAUAGGCUUUUCUUCGUUUUGUUUAUGUAUUCUAUUUAGAAACUGCCUUUUUCAGUACUGAUUCUUUCUUUUAGUUGACGCUUUUCAUUUGGUUAAUUCUUCUAGUGUGAUGAUUGAAAAUUGAAAUCCAAAGCAGAACUGAACAGAGACUCUUAGGAUGGCUGAUCCAUUAGCCAUUGUGGCUUCUGCCAUAGCAAUAACCAAAGAAGUGAUAGGCGCAAUUUGUUCUAUUUUUCAACUAAGAAACCAUGGGAAAAUUCUGGAUCAUAACUAUGAGAAAUUGAAAACAGAAGCAGAAAGUUUAUGUUUGAAGAGGGAUGCUCUACAGGACAGAAUACAGAGUGAUAAGACAAGGCAGCCAACUAAACAAUGCAAAAUAUGGAUUCGUAAUGUUAACAAAAUUGAAAAACAGGUGCAAACCAUAAAAGGUAAAUAUGAUGUUGAAAAGGGGUGUCACUCUAAUUGGUUUCAUUUUCUCCAGCGUGUAGAACUUAGCAAAUCAAUGGUGGAGACGUAUGAUAAACUGCAAAGUUUCUCAGCAGCUGUUCCAGCUGAAGUUUUGGUUGAGAGAUCACUAAGGCUUGUUGUUAGAAAUAAGACUCCGAAAAUAGACAACAAGCCAUCUCUUUACAGAAUUUUCAAACUGGUGCUGCAGUCCUUGGGAGAUGUUAAUGUAAGAAGAAUUGGUCUUUGGGGGAUGAUGGGAGUUGGGAAAACAGCAAUUAUGCAAAAUCUGGAAGAAAAUGAACAGAUUUCUGGGAUGUUUGAUGAAGUCAUUUUUGUAACUGCAACAGAGGAAGGGAAUGAAGAACAACUGCAAUCUGAAAUUGCACAACAGCUAGGAUUGGAUAUAGAAGGCAUUUCUGACACUAGGACAAUUGCUUUAAGGGUAUCUGAAAAGCUGCAAGGCAACAGGUAUUUGCUUCUUUUGGAUGAUGUUUGUGGCAGAUUUGAUCUUGAUAGAAUUGGCAUUUGUGAUAAUGGAAAAGACAGCAAGAUAGUGUUGGCAUCCAGAGACACUGGCAUUUGUCGUUACAUGCUUGUGAAUGACUUAUUCGCUGUGGAGCGACUAUCAGAUGAUGAUGCAUUGAAACUCUUUCAAGAAAGCUACGGUCACAAAAUUCAUUCAGCUUUCCAACCAUUAGCUCGGCAGAUUAUUCGCGAGUGUGCUAACUUACCGAUUUUAAUUGACAAAGUGGCAAGAGCUUUUAGAGAUAAAGAGGACAUUCUCUUGUGGGAGGUUGGGUUGAAAAAAUUGAUUAUAUAUCCUGAAGUUAGAGAUGAAAGCAUGGAAGAAGUGCUUAAUGUGUUGGCAUUUUGUUAUGAAGGGUUGGAUGAUGAAGACAAAAAGGUUUGCUUUCUGUAUAGUGCAUUACAUCCUGAAGAUUGCAAAAUUUAUAAAGAUUAUUUGCUAGAAUGUUGGAAAGCUGAAGGUUUCACUCAAGAUAUGGAAUUGUUUACUGCACAUGACAGAGGGGAAGAGAUAUUGCAUCACCUUAUUAAUGUGUCUUUGCUAGAGAGCAACAAGAAGACGAAAUGUGUAUGGAUGAACAAAAUUAUUCGGAAAAUGGCCCUCAAAAUCUCAUUAGAGAGUGAGGAUACACAAUGUUUGGUGAAAGUUCGCAAAGAGUUACACGUGCCUCCAAGUAGGGAAGAAUGGGAACAGAAAAAAUGGAUCUCAUUGAGGGAUAAUAAAUUGCUCUCUUUACCAGAAAGGCCAAAUUGCAGCAAUCUCUCAACACUUCUACUGCAGAGAAAUUAUCAUCUGACUAUAAUACCUCAUCUAUUCUUUGGAUCUAUGCCACAUCUACGAGUUCUAGACUUACAUGGCACUGGAAUCAAUACAUUGCCAUCUUCAAUCUCUUACCUCACAUGUCUCAAAGCCCUUUAUUUAAAUUCUUGCAGAAAUUUAACGGAGCUCCCAUCUAAAAUAAAGGCGCUUGAAGAUCUUGAGGUCCUUGAUAUUCGAGGCACUAGGAUUAAUUGCUUGCCUGUUGAAUUUGCAUGUUUGCGUCGCCUAAGGUGCUUAUGCAUAUCAUUGUCAAAAAUUGAAGGAGAACUAGGAAAGGUGAAGCGUUCUCUCAAUGUCAUUUCAAAACUUUCAUUGUUGGAAAAAUUACUUAUUGAGGUGGAUCCAGAAAACCGUUGGUGGAAUGAGAUUGUAAAAACUAUAGCUAUAGAAGUGGAUGCCUUGACCAAAUUAACUCAUAUGUCAUGUUCCAUUGCUAGCUAUCAUCCAACCCAAUAUAAGGUUUUGGAUUAUCUUGAAUAUGAAAACUGCAGGUGCUUGAAGUAUGCAGUUGAUGAAGGAAUGGAUUUCAUGAUACCAGAACUAGUUGCUGAAGUCAAUAUAUUUGAGUUAAUUGGGCACAAGGAAGCUCUGACCCUAUCAGAAUUUGGCAUUAACAAUUUCAACAAUCUGAGGAGUUGUUUGAUUGAAAGCUGCAAUGAAAUGAUAACCGUCAUCAACGGCAAUGAAAUAAGCGAACCUGUGUUAGAAUGUUUGGAGAAAAUGUGUGUAAGCAAUCUUCCGAACUUGAAGACGAUUUGGGAGGGUCCUAUUCCCACCGGAAGCCUCACCCAACUAACUACUCUUAUUUUGUUCAGAUGCUCAAAGUUGAAGAAGAUAUUCUCCUACGACCUGAUGCAACAACUCUCUAAACUUCAACACUUGGAAAUUGAAUCUUGUCAUGAAAUUGAAGAGAUAAUUAUGGAAUGUGAGAACAGUAGGUUGGCAUCUUGUGUUCUUCCCCAACUGGAGACACUAAUUCUUAUUGAUUUGCCAAGAUUAGAAAGCAUUUGCAUUGGCGCACCGGUUCCAAUUCUGCAAACACUAGUUCUUGCUGAUCUCCCAAGUUUAAAAAGCAUUUGCAAUGGUGCAUCGCAGUCAUUAAAAAGGAAGAUUGACAGAUGCCCGAGUUUGGAGAGCCACUAUCCCUGCUUUUGUUUGACAAAAAUGCCCCAAAGAGAUGUUUCAACAUGGAAUGUUAUGAUUUGUGGUAUGGCAUCACAUGGCCUUCGAAAGAAAGCUCUUGCACUCUUUGAGAGGUUCUUAACUGAAGGACUACGGCCAGCGAAUAUAACCUUCAUUGGUGUUUUGAAUGCUUGUAGUCGAGCAUGUUUGGUAAAGAAAGGCAAACAUUAUUUCAAGAUGAUGACAGAAAAUUAAUGCAUUGAGACAGAGAUGGAGCAUUAUGGCUGUAUGGUUGAUCUCUUGGGUCGAGCAGGUUUAGUCUCUGCGGCUGUUGAAAUGAUUGAGAAGAAAGUUACAU
This is a messenger RNA of Jatropha curcas, 3465 nucleotides long. The record is from RefSeq and is a predicted model, not a curated record. NCBI's taxonomy places the organism in Eukaryota, Viridiplantae, Streptophyta, Magnoliopsida, Malpighiales, Euphorbiaceae.